Malassezia sympodialis ATCC 42132 is the source of this 1371-nucleotide messenger RNA. RefSeq lists its product as uncharacterized. The record is from RefSeq and is a predicted model, not a curated record. Gene Ontology annotation, cellular component: spliceosomal complex. Gene Ontology annotation, molecular function: mRNA binding. Lineage: Eukaryota; Fungi; Basidiomycota; Malasseziomycetes; Malasseziales; Malasseziaceae.
AUGAGCGACGCGGCGGCCUCGACCCUGUUUGUCGGCAGCAUCUCGCCGGGCGUGAGUGACCGGUGGCUGGUGCAGCUGUUCCAGGCGUGUGGGGGAUACCGCUCUUUCAAGCGCGUCAGCAAGGCCUUUGGGUUCGCGGACUUUUCGACGCUGCGCGAUGCGCUGCGGGUGCUGUCGGUGCUGCACGACCUGGAGCUGCCGAGCAUGGGCUCGCAGCGGGGCGAGCCGCGCAAGAAGCUGAUUGUGCGAGCCGACGAGAAGACGAGCGCGUUCCUGGGCGAGUUCGCCAAGACGAUGGUGCGCACCGACGCCGAUGCGCUCGAGGACGCCGCGGCGCGGAGCCGCGUCGACUAUGUGGUGCAGGCGAUGGCCACGCCGAACGCCGACACUGGCGAUGAGCCGGAGCGCUACGAGAUCCCGUCGCAUCUCAAAGAUCUGCAGGAGGAGGAAAUUCCCGAGGAGCGCCGCAGCGACGUCAUCUCGGAGAUCGAAAAGUUCCGUCUCGGCGCGGUGGCGCGCGAUGCCGCUGCUCGACGGCGUGAGCUGGAGCUGGAGCGCAAGCGCGCUGCGGCACUGGCGGCGCAGCAGGUGCGCGAUACGCCGUCGCCGCGCGUCGCCGAGACGCCUGCGACGCCCGAUACGGACCCGGAGGCGGCCGACGAGGCGGCGGAAGCGGCGCGUCGCGCAGAGGAAGACGAGGCGAAUGCGCGCGCUAUGCGCGCGGCGGAGAACGCGUACGCACCGCGCGAGCGUGACCGCCUCGCGCGGUGGGCGGCACGCCAGCCGGCCACCGAUCACACGGCUGCGCAUGCCGCGUGGGCGCAUCUCGACGAAGCGACGGAGCUGGCGUCGGAGCCGUUCUGGACGGACCGGCGUCGCUGGCUCGCAGCGCGCGCACCGGAGCGCACGCGCGAAGAAGCGGCCGACGAGGCUGAUCGCGCCGCUGCCGCCGAGCAGCGCGCGGACGCUGAGCGCCAGGCCGACGAGUUCCUCGCGCAGCUCGCACCGCCGGGCCUGCGUCCCUCGGGCGAGCCGCUCAAGCUGCACGUGCACCGCCACGAAGACGCGCACCCGCUCGCACACAUGGAUGCCGCGCACGUCGAGGGCCUGUCGCGCGAGGCCGUCUGGGCGCUCGCGCCCGCGUGGGACUCGCUGGACGUGGCCGCAUUCCGGCCCCUGCUGGACCGUGGCAUCGCCGACAGCUUUGGCGAGCCUGUGCCGGACCUCGUCGACGCCGCGAUGGAGCAGCUGCAUGCGCAUGCGGCGGCGCCGGACGUGGCCGAGGUCCUCGAGCCCGUGCUGGACGAGGACGCCGCGGCCCUCGUCGAUACCCUGUGGAGGGCGCUCCUGGUGGGCCGCCCUCCUCCAUAG